Molecule: messenger RNA, 1223 nt
Organism: Bactrocera oleae (olive fruit fly)
Lineage: Eukaryota; Metazoa; Arthropoda; Insecta; Diptera; Tephritidae
Gene: Muc91C
Product: Mucin 91C
Source: RefSeq, a predicted model, not a curated record
GAAGAUGUAUGUAAGUACACUUGGAUGUAAAAUGAAGUUGAAAAAUAUUUGAAAACACCGACACACUCACAAUAUUAUACAAGGCGUAGUAUGAAGUGGUCGUCGCUCAAUUGCCAUACAUACUUACGGCACCAAAGUGGCACUGAGAAGUGUAUCAAAGCGUAGCUUGAGAAAAUGCAAACACUAUUUUUCGGUAUAAAAAUGCAAGAUGCGCUCGUUGAAAGUCGCAGUUUACAUUCAACUAUCGGAAUCGGCUACAACUUGUGGUGAUAAGCAAACGAGGCGGAAAGUUCUUCAUAUUUGGUCAAAAACAUAAAUAUAAGCAUUAACGGAAACGGAAUUGCUGAUUAUAGAACGUGAGAUUUUCAGCCUUUUCCUCAUUAUCCGCUGCCAAUAUGAAGGUUUUUCAUUCCACAGCGAAAGCUGCAACGCUGAUAUGUGUUGCACUCUCUUUUGUCAAUGCAGAGCCUCCAGUGAGCUCUUAUUUGCCGCCAGCGUCGGGACCAGCUACGUCAUAUAGCUCCCAACCACAAAGUAGUUAUACUCCAAGUGCGCCCACCGGGGGCGCAUACGCCAGUGCACAAGGUCCUCCAAGUUCAAGUUAUGGCGCACCCCCGGGACCAGCACCACCACCACCUCAGCGCCCAUCUACUUCAUAUGGUCCACCCAGCAAACCCUCCCCUAGCUAUGGAGCUCCACCGUCGCCCAGCUAUGGCGCUCCACCUAGUCCACCAAGCUCUAGUUAUGGAGCUCCACAGAAACCUCGACGUCCAGCUAAGGUGCCCGCUUCAACUUACUUGGCCCCACAAUCCCCUGUAGCAUUUUAUGGACCUCCAAAAACUUCUCCACCUUCAUCGAGUUACGGCGCUCCCCCGUCACAACCAGCACCGCCAUCUUCAAGCUAUGGAGCUCCUCCAUCUCCACCAUCAUCUAGUUACGGUGCCCCUCCGUCUGCACCUUCACCCAGUUAUGGCGCACCUCCAUCCCCCCCAGCAUCCAGCUAUGGAGCUCCGCCAUCACCUCCAGCAUCUAGUUAUGGUCCUCCAAAGAGUGCACCUCCAUCACCAAGUUAUGGCGCACCUCCAUCACCCCCAGCAUCUGGCUAUGGAGCUCCUCCGGCGCCACCCGCUUCAAGUUAUGGACCUCCUAAGAGUCCACCGUCUUCUAGCUAUGGUGCACCCCCUUCACCACCAGCUUCUAGUUAUGGUCCACCUUCUCAUCCU